AUGAUUCGCCUCUUAAAGUUCUCUCCUUUCUUUUCUAGAAAACCUUGGUUUCCUUCAAGUGUUAGAUGUUUCAGCGACCUCACAAUGGUUGAGAUUGAUGACAUCCAAAACCAAAUUAUUAAAGCCAAAGAUCAUAGCAGUAUUUUCAGAAUUGUUGGAACUAAAGAUGACCUAUCAAUCCACACUUUAGCAUUAAAGCAUUUAGGAAAAUUCAUCCUAGAAAAGCAGCUUAAAAGAGAAUCUUUGAGAAAUAGCACAUAUUUCAAUAUGAUUGAAAAUGUACGGUCCAAUUAUGAAAAAUUAAGUUCUAAUGAAGUUAGUGAUAUUGGCUAUUUUCUUACUUAUCUAUUUAAUAAAUAUUAUUUUUAUAAAUUUUUAUUCUAAAACAUUUUUAAAAAAAUAAUUUAAAUUAAUAAUUAAAUGAUGGAGAAUUAGAGCGACCAAUUCGGGAGAGCUUGGCAACCAUGAAAGCAGAAUUUUUGAUAGGGUUGCCGAAUUUGCUAGCUCUGGAAGAUUGGAUGAGACUUGGAUUGCGAGUGCAUUUUUUGAUUGAAGUAUUUUGGGAAGAAGCAGCAAAGUGCUAGAUAAAGUGGCUUUAGAUUUAUUGAAAGAAGAAGAUAACGGGCUUCAAUGAAGUGAUAUUAGUCAAUUCAUAAUUGGUCUAGCAAUGUGUAGGCACUGUUACUUUAAUGAAAUUGCUGAUAUACUUUUUGAUAAAAUACAGCAGCAAGAGUAUUCUGAAAUAGGGGCGCAUAAAGUGGUUGAUUUAUUUUCAGUUUUAUUAGAUAUAAAUGCAGUUUACCCAGAAGGUGCGGCAUGAAAAACAAUAGAAAAAAUGCAAAAUUACUUGAUAAGAAAUCCAAAAGAAGUCAGAAAAAAAAAGCUCAUAAAAUUAUUGGAAUUUUUUUCUAGAAGUAAAAAAAUGUAUGUCAAUUUAAUUAUUUUUCUAUAUAAUUCAGCUUAAAUAUAAGUUUUGAAUGACAAAUUUGUAUUAAAAUUCUAAUAUACUGUAACACUCCACUGUUUGGGAUAUGUAUGGAUGCUUUAGAGCAGAUGCCUGCUAAAUACCCUCAUUUUUUUCAUAAAGAGUUCUCAGAUAUUAUGUUUGCCCUAGAGAAGUUUUGUGCUAAUACAGGAAAAGGCGUACCACAGCUAUUAAUUGAUAAAAUACUUGAAAAUGAUUAUAGUACGCAGGGUCCUAUUAAAAUUGCAUAUCUUUGCAAAAAUCUAAGCAAGAUGACAAAUACGGUUCCAGACUCUUUUUUAGAUAUGUUUAGAAAAACAUUGAAAUCGAUGCCUAAUACAAUAGAUUUUAUGAAAAUGAUGCUUGGUCUUUCAGAGCUGGACCCAGAAUUUGAUAUCAAUUUAUAUAUACACAAUAAGUUUGACAGGCUUAAAGAUCAUAUUCAAGGAGCUUCAUUUGCAGAGAAUAUUGAUCUUGUUAGCGUUAUGAGAGAAUUUCCCCUUUCUUCUGAAGCAGAAUCUCUGCAAGAAUUAGUUAAAUUUAUCAAUGAAAUAUUUAUUCAAUAUAUUGAUAGUAAGGAAAACGCUGUGAAAUUUAUCAAAGCUUUUACUAACAAGAACGUAGAAGCAGUCAUCAUAAAAAAACUAACCCCAGCCAUUAGACAUGCUAUGCAAGUAAUAAGUGACUAUUGGGACGAGGAGAACCCUUGGUACGGGCUUUAUCAUUUGGUACUGAUCUCUAAGGGGAAUGAAAACUUUUUCGGAAAAAUUAUCAGAACAAAAAGAAUAACAAAAUCCAGCGUAGACACAGUAUUUGAUAGAACAAAAGGAGAAAUUUCUUUAAAAGCGAUAAAUGAGAUGUUCAGUGUUUUAGAUAAUAGCCCAUUUGGUAUUAGCCAAGCUCAAUGUAUGAAAUUUGUGAAUGCGAAUUCUGAUAUAGAAGAUGUUAAAAAAUUGAUAAGCAAACUUAAUCCGCAAGAUGUUCAUCGAAUAAUUGACCAUGAAGCUUUCGAUAUGAGCUAUUUUGAUUUUUUUAACACAAUAUAUAGGAAAGGUUUACUACCACAAAUGAAGGAAUUUUUAGCAGCUUUAUUUAAUAUUGCUGAUGACUCUUUUAUGAAAGAACACAAAGGGCUAUUUUUAGGCAGUAUGAUGGCAAAAUUGAAAAUUCUUGACCCAUCCUUAGCCUUAAAAUUGCUUGAAAUUCAUAAGGACGCUAAUGACGUUUCUGCUUUAAUACGUAUUGCAGCAAGCCUUGAUGAGAUACCUAGGGAACUUUAUAAUCAUAUUUUACAAAGGGUUUUUACUAUUGAUACAAAACACUCUUUUAAAUAUGUGUCGAAUAAAGUAAUUGAGUAUUUAUAUUGGAUGAGAAAGGAUAUACAUAAAUGGCGGACGGCGACCGACCCACCCUCUCAGUGGUGGUUACCCAUGUAUAUCCGGGCAUGGUUUUUGGAGCCGGGAGUUGGCCCAACAAUGUUUUGGACUCGAGGCGAGAGGUCUAAGCACGGAGACCGCUGUUUCUGUGACAAAACCCAUGGGCAGUUACUCGCGACUUCUUUUUGCCAGCAGCGCUCAGCCCAGUGAGUGCCCGAAAUGAGGCAGGGCGACUUACCUGCCUAAGCUGCUUUUGUGGCUUGCCCCGAAUGGCGAAAGCUGUUGAGUUCUUUCUCGGGAUGACCGGAAAAGAGGGGAAGGCAAGCUAGACAACAAAACGGGAGUCUGUCCAGUUAAAAGGUGCCCUUCAAUGGGCAGAUCUGGCGGACGACGCGACAGUGUUGGCGUAAACUUAGGCGACGAUCCAAGUUGGAAAUGGAGGCGGUCAGCAAAGACGGUAUAACACGUCCCUUGACCUUUACCUCUACCGAGAAGCCGGGGGUUUCGGCCCAGGCUUGGUGAACGCUCUGCCACCAUACGGGAAACCGUAGAAUGCUUCCUCGGACGAAGUCGGGACUUUAAAUACCAGCGUAAUCUUAAGCUUAAUUUAUAUUGGAUGAGAAAGGGAGCAGAGGAUGAAGAAGAUUUUAUUUUUGAAGUAAAAGAGGUUGUUACUAAUUUAAAAGAUUAUGAAUAUGAAACACUGCUAGAAAUUAUCAAAAUUUUCCCAGCAAACUAUAAAGGCCCUCAUGAAAAGCUUGCUAACGAAUUUUUAUUAGCUUGCACAAACAAACUGGCAAAUCUCAGCGCGCCACUCGGCAUUAAAGAAAAAGUAGAAGCCUUAGAAACAUUAUCAGAAAUUGCAAUGAUUGCAGAAAAUGAGCCAUUUCACGUUAUAUUAGAUAGUUUUGGAAGCACUUUGCAUUACGAUGAACUGCGGUCUAUAGCUAAAGCUUUUACAAGAAAAGGAAUAAGCGACGAAAGGCUGUUUAAAUCUAUAUCAAAAAAAGUUAUGAGAAAUCCUAAAACAUAUUUAGAUGAUGCACCAAUGCUAGCAAGAGGAAUUGGCGAGCUAGGCCUUCAGCACAACGAGUGGGCCAAAACCUUAAUUUCAACCCUUUCCCAAGAAGUUUAUAACCUGAAUUAUCAAUUUCCAUCUAAAAACACUUAUAUUCAAUGAAUAUGGGGUCUAAUAAGCUUUAACGCCCCACCAGAAAUCAUUGAAAAAGCAAUUGAAGACUUCAAUUCCUUGCCUGGCAAGGCUGAUUUUAAUCUCUAUCUGCUGAACCUAUGCAACUAUUUUGAUGAAAACCGGUUUUCUAUAAGAAUGAAGCUUAAUAACCCAUUGCGAGAAUUAAAUACUUUUAUUGACCCAAUUAAGGAUUUUGGGAUUUUUCCGAAGGGAAUAAGUAAUUUAGACCAAAUUCUUCAAUGAGAUUUUAAAAUAAUUGCAAAAAAAAAUAUAGAGGUCGAAAAAGUUUGGAGCCCAUAUCACAUCCCAGCAUUGAAAACUACUAUUUGGCCUGUAACUAGAGAAAUAUUGCUAUUUAAUGGACAAGACUUCAGAGGUACAUUUUUGAGACAUAAAGCACAUUUAGAAAAACGCUGCAGAGUUGUGACUAUUGAUCAUGAUAAUCUGAUCAGCAAAGACAAAAAGUUUAUAGAAAAUUGGCUAAGGGAAAAUAAAAUAAUAUAG
Molecule: messenger RNA, 4036 nt
Organism: Blepharisma stoltei
Lineage: Eukaryota; Ciliophora; Heterotrichea; Heterotrichida; Blepharismidae
Source: the annotation of a GenBank genome assembly